AUGACAUACGCUUUCCCGCGGUUUCCCGGCUCGCUCGAACGACUCUCACCUCGUGUCACACCACUCGAUCGGGCUUUCCCAACUCGACCCGGCGCUGCCGUCGCUUCCAAAGAAGCGAUGAUCGCCUUCCUCCUGAGGCAAGUACUCCCCAACCGGGUCCACAUCGUCAUCGUAGACGCCAAGCUGACCCCAUCUCCUCGCCGCACCUGCACCUGCGCCUCCAUCUCCGUGCGAUCGAUCGACUGCGCGCCUAUACAGCUCGGUCUUUCUGGUGUGGUACAUUGCUCUAUGGAUCCUCGGAUUCAUCGGACUCUACGUCGCGUGAGCGCAUCUGCUCUUGAUCCUCGUCCUUCUCCAGUACUGACGCCCCCUCCUCCGAGCUCAUUCAGCAAGACACGCUAUGAUGCAUCCUCGCUCGCACCCCACCCGCACUCCGCCAACGAGGCGACCAAGAUCAACACAAACGACCCAACCUCGCACCCAACACGUUCCUCGCCCGACCCCCGCGGCGUGUCGAUCCUCCGUCCGCUCCGAGGUCUCGACACGAACCUCUACUCGAACCUCGAAUCUUCCUUCCUCCAGGUCUCCUCCUCGCCCUUCGAGAUCAUCUUCUCCGUCGCUUCCCAACACGACCAAUCCAUCGUGAUCGUACGAGCACUGCAAGCCAAAUACCCCCACGUCAAAUCCUCGCUCAUCAUCGGCGAACAGAUCGUCGGCGUGAACCCCAAGAUCAACAACCUCAUCUCGUCCUAUCGAGCAGCCGCAUACGACAUCCUCUGGGUCAUCGACUCGAACGUGCUCACCUCGAUCCACACCCUCCAAAAUUCGGUGCACCAACUCCACUCCCGUGGUGCUCAGGGUCGCGAGAUCGGCCUCGUCCAUCACUUGCCCUUUGCGAUUUACCCCGAUCAAAGCCUCGGCUCGCGCGUCGAACAAGUCUUUCUUUGCUCGACCCACGCCAAGAUGUACCUCGCGAUCAACUACCUCUCCGUCGCUUCCUGCGUCACCGGAAAGUCGUGCCUCUACCGCAAAUCCCAUCUCGACCAAGCCGCGGCGAAGAGACAGCUCGAUCCGAAAAAGGGGCUCGUACUCGCCGAGGGGAAAGGCGGCUUGGCUGCGUUCGGCAAAUACCUCGGCGAGGACAACAUGAUCGGCGAGGCGUUGUGGCAAGAGUUGGGCUUGAGACAUGCGAUGGGGGGUGAUAUCGCUGGGAACGCGGUCGGGUCCAUGACGUUGGGGUCGUACCUUCGGAGAAGGGUGAGGUGGAUUCGCGUGAGAAAAUACAUGGUGGUGUGAGUGAUCGCUUCUUCGGGGCAGACUCGAUCUCUGAGCUCUACUGAGAUUUCCUUCCCUUUCCUCUCUCCCUCAGAGCCUCAACCUUGAUCGAACCCUUGACCGAAUGCCUCCUAUUAUCCAUCCUCGCCGCCCUAGCCCUCCCCUACCUAUUCCCCUCCCUUUCGGCCUUCCUCAUCAUACCCCUCCACAUCACUCUCUGGUACACCCUCGACAUCCUCAUCUACAACGCCCUCUCACGAUCCUCCCCCGCCGCUUCGACGAGGGUCGCUUCCAAUGGACCGGAACAUGAUGGACCGGGUGGGAUCGCUUGGUUCAAAGCAUGGUGGGUACGAGAAGCCUUGGCUUUCCCACUUUGGGCUUUCGCGAUGUUGGGGAAUGAAGUUGGGUGGAGGGACGAUGGGAAGGUUUAUCGUGUGAGGAGGGAUGGGAGUGUGGAUUUGGUGAGGGAGGGGGAAGAGUCGCAGCAGUGGGUUGAGAAGGGUUGGUCGUGGGUGAGUGGUAGGUGGGGCGGGAAGAGGUAUGCGACGCUGCCGGCGAGUGACGAGGAAAGUACAUAG
This is a messenger RNA of Microbotryum saponariae, 1853 nucleotides long. The record is from the annotation of a GenBank genome assembly. Lineage: Eukaryota; Fungi; Basidiomycota; Microbotryomycetes; Microbotryales; Microbotryaceae.